Molecule: messenger RNA, 3358 nt
Organism: Xenopus laevis (African clawed frog)
Lineage: Eukaryota; Metazoa; Chordata; Amphibia; Anura; Pipidae
Product: DNA polymerase alpha catalytic subunit-like
Exons: 29
Coding region: 1333-3090 (585 amino acids)
Source: RefSeq, a predicted model, not a curated record
GACUUGUGACGUAGGGCUAGCUGUCUGGCGCUUGCGGGAAGUUUAAGCGAGCGCUCUGUGACUGUCCCGCGAAAAGUGGAAGUGUUGGGCGACAUGUCAGACUCCGGAAGUUUCGCUGCAUCUCGUUCACGGCGGGAAAAAACAGAAAAGUCGGGCCGCAAGGAAGCCUUGGAACGCUUGAAAAGAGCAAAGGCUGGUGAAAAAGUCAGAUAUGAGGUGGAGCAAGUGUCCAGCAUUUAUGAAGAGGUUGAUGAAGCAGAAUACUCUAAGCUUGUCCGUGACCGUCAGGAUGAUGGUUGAUAGUAGAUGAUGAUGGGACUGGCUACGUAGAAGAUGGAAGAGAGAUUUUUGAUGAUGACUUAGAAGACAAUGCCCUUGCUGAUUCAGGUAAAGGCGCUAAGGGAGCACCCAAAGACUAAACGAAUGUAAAAAAGUCAUCGGUGUCCAAGCCAAAUAAUAUCAAGUCCAUGUUUAUGGCCAGUGCUGUGAAAAAGACAACAGAUAAAGCUGUGGAUUUGUCAAAAGAUGAUUUGCUUGGCGAUUUAUUGCAAGAUUUGAAGUCGCAGGCUGUUCCUAUAACACCACCACCAAUAAUUACACUAAAGAAGAAGAAACUUGCAGGAUCUCCUUUAAACCCUUUCUCAGUACCACCUACAGCCCCAAAGGUUUUAUCUGCAAGUGUGAAAAAAUUACCAGCUGUAACCAAGCCUGGGCAUCCUGCUGCACAAUCAAAGGCUUCUGUACCCCGGCAAAUAAAGAAAGAGCCUAAGGCUGAGUUGAUUUCUUCUGCUGUUGGUCCUUUGAAAGUGGAAGCUCAAGUAAAAGAAGAGGAUUCGGGAAUGGUUGAGUUUGAUGAUGGAGAUUUUGAUGAGCCCAUGGAUGAAGACAAUGUGGAAAUAACUCCAGUUGAUUCUAGCACAAUCAAGACACAAGCACAAAGCAUUUAGUGUGUGAAAGAGGAAAAUAUUAAAGAGGAAGAAAGUUCAUUCAUAACUUCUACUACUUUAAAUGAGUCUUGUUGGGAUCAAAUUGAUGAGGCUGAACCAAUGACCACUGAAAUUCAGGUAGAUUCAAGCCACCUACCCUUGGUUACUGGUGCAGAUGGGAGUCAAGUUUUUAGGUUUUAUUGGCUAGAUGCCUAUGAAGACCAGUACAGUCAGCCAGGAGUAGUCUAUUUAUUUGGAAAAGUUUGGAUCGAGUCAGCUGAUGCAUAUGUCAGCUGCUGUGUUAGUGUGAAGAACAUUGAGAGGACCGUAUAUCUUCUACCUCGUGAAAAUAACUUCUACUACUUUAAAUGAGUCUUGUUGGGAUCAAAUUGAUGAGGCUGAACCAAUGACCACUGAAAUUCAGGUAGAUUCAAGCCACCUACCCUUGGUUACUGGUGCAGACGGGAGUCAAGUUUUUAGGUUUUAUUGGCUAGAUGCCUAUGAAGACCAGUACAGUCAGCCAGGAGUAGUCUAUUUAUUUGGAAAAGUUUGGAUCGAGUCAGCUGAUGCAUAUGUCAGCUGCUGUGUUAGUGUGAAGAACAUUGAGAGGACCGUAUAUCUUCUACCUCGUGAAAAUAGAGUGCAGCUUUCAACAGGAAAAGACACUGGAGUACCAGUUUCUAUGAUGCAUGUAUAUCAGGAGUUUAAUGAGGCUGUUGCAGAAAAAUACAAAAUCAUGAUGUUUAAAUCCAAGAAAGUUGAUAAGGAUUACGCUUUUGAAAUACCUGAUGUUCCAGCAAGCUCUGAAUAUCUGGAGGUUCGAUAUUCAGCGGACUCACCCCAACUUCCUCAGGAUCUAAAAGGAGAAACAUUUUCACAUGUUUUUGGAACAAAUACUUCAAGCUUGGAGCUUUUCUUGCUUAGCAGAAAAAUAAAAGGGCCCAGCUGGCUGGAGAUAAAAAGCCCACAACUGUCCAGUCAGCCCAUGAGCUGGUGCAAGGUUGAGGCAGUGGUGACGAGGCCUGACCAAGUGAGCGUUGUGAAGGAUCUCGCACCUCCUCCUGUCGUUGUUUUAUCUCUCAGUAUGAAGACCGUGCAGAAUGCAAAGACUCACCAAAAUGAGAUUGUGGCAAUAGCUGCUUUGGUUCAUCACACAUUUCCUCUUGAUAAGGCACCACCCCAGCCACCUUUCCAAACUCAUUUUUGCGUUCUGAGCAAACUUAAUGACUGCAUUUUCCCAUAUGACUACAAUGAAGCAGUGAAACAAAAGAAUGCCAAUAUUGAGAUUGCGUUAACUGAACGAACUCUACUUGGGUUUUUCCUAGCAAAAAUUCAUAAAAUUGAUCCAGAUGUUAUUGUAGGCCAUGACAUUUAUGGUUUUGAUCUUGAAGUGCUGCUUCAAAGGAUUAACUCAUGCAAGGUUCCAUUCUGGUCCAAAAUUGGGAGACUGAGAAGAUCUGUUAUGCCAAAACUUGGGGGUGGAAGUGGCUUUGCAGAAAGAAAUGCAGCUUGUGGACGCAUCAUUUGUGAUAUUGAGAUUUCUGCCAAGGAGUUAAUUCGCUGUAAAAGCUAUCAUUUGUCUGAAUUGGUACAUCAGAUACUGAAAGCAGAGAGAGUUGUAAUCCCACCUGAAAACAUCCGCAAUGCAUAUAAUGAUUCAGUACAUCUUCUGUACAUGCUGGAGAACACCUGGAUUGAUGCAAAAUUCAUCCUUCAGAUCAUGUGUGAGCUGAAUGUUCUUCCCCUGGCCUUACAAAUCACAAAUAUUGCAGGCAAUGUCAUGUCAAGGACAUUAAUGGGUGGACGCUCAGAAAGAAACGAGUACCUACUGCUUCACGCCUUCACAGAAAAUAACUUCAUAGUGCCAGACAAACCAGUGUUCAAGAAAAUGCAGCAGACCACUGUGGAGGACAAUGAUGAAAUGGGCACGGAUCAAAAUAAAAAUAAGAGUCGAAAGAAAGCUGCCUAUGCUGGAGGAUUGGUCCUGGAACCCAAAGUGGGUUUCUAUGACAAAUUCAUCUUGCUUCUCGAUUUCAACAGUUUGUACCCCUCCAUCAUUCAGGAAUACAAUAUCUGCUUUACUACAGUGCACAGAGAGGCUCCCUCAACACAGAAAUGCCAGCUGUUAUUUGAACAAUUUCUGGAUCUGGAGCAUCAACACUAAGAUGCCAAUUUGCUGACCUGAAUUUAUGCUGCAUGGGAGCAUCUGUAUCACCUAAAGGAGAGGUACUUUGGGAAAGAGAGAAGAACAAGAGAAGAAGAAGUAGAAGAAAAUCUGCAGAAAAGGAAUUCAAAUGGAUAAAAAAAGAAGACGAGAAGCAGAAGCCCAGAGGAGACCCCAACUGACACAAGAGCACAGAAGAGGUAUCGAGUGGACGACACAACUCCGCCGCCCUUCAAUAUCAACAACUAUCAGCUCAUAAAAAGCUGGG